This is a messenger RNA of Saccharomycopsis crataegensis, 495 nucleotides long. It is a transcript of the gene TOM20, whose product is annotated as TOM complex receptor protein TOM20. Gene Ontology annotation, cellular component: mitochondrial outer membrane; mitochondrial outer membrane translocase complex. Bases 1 to 495 code for a protein of 164 amino acids. The transcript has a single exon. The record is from RefSeq and is a predicted model, not a curated record. Gene Ontology annotation, molecular function: transmembrane protein transporter activity. NCBI's taxonomy places the organism in Eukaryota, Fungi, Ascomycota, Saccharomycetes, Ascoideales, Saccharomycopsidaceae. Gene Ontology annotation, biological process: intracellular protein transport; protein import into mitochondrial matrix; tRNA import into mitochondrion.
AUGGGUAAAUUCGGUAUUACAUUCGGUGUUUUUGCUGCCUCUGCCAUUGCUUAUGCUUUGUACUUUGACUACCAACGUCACAAUUCUAAGGAAUUCCGUCAAUCCUUGAAGAAAUCCGAAAAGAAUUACUUGAAACAAAGCGAAAAGAAAGAAAAGAAGGAAAAGAAGGCCCGUGUGGAACAAUUGAAGGUCCGUUUGUUGGCAAGCUUAGAAAAAGAGCCAGUUCCAAAAGAUAUCAAUGACAAAGAACAGUAUUUCAUGAAGCAGGUUGGCCAAGGUGAACAAUUAAGUGCCAACCCAGGUAAAGAAUUUGAAUCGGCUUUAUGCUUCUACAGAGCCUUGUCUGUCUACCCUAACCCAACCGAUAUCUUGGGGAUCUAUCAAAGAUCUGUUCCUGAACCUGUGUAUGACUUGAUUGUUCAAAUGAUUGCUAUCAAGCCACCUUUGGCUAUCAUCAACAUUUUGGGUGAUGCUAGCAUUGACACCACUGAAUAA